Messenger RNA from Cotesia glomerata, 2013 nucleotides. RefSeq lists its product as uncharacterized. Gene Ontology annotation, molecular function: catalytic activity. The transcript has 3 exons. The coding region runs from base 1 to 2013 and encodes 670 amino acids. NCBI's taxonomy places the organism in Eukaryota, Metazoa, Arthropoda, Insecta, Hymenoptera, Braconidae. The record is from RefSeq and is a predicted model, not a curated record.
AUGUCCUUGCCAUCAUUUGUACCUUAUCGUCAUGAUCGUCGUCUGCGGAGCGGUGGUGGAGUUGCUCUCUAUGUUAGAGAUGAUCUAGUGUCUAAGUUUGUACUGUCGUCUGCAAAUUUGGAAGAUAAGCAUCCAGAGUAUCUGUUUAUUGAAGUUUGCGGGUCAUCUAAAGAGCGAAUCGUAAUUGGAGUUGUUUACAAGCCCCCUAAUACUGGCCAUCUCGACGAUUUAGAGGAAGAUCUUGAAACUUUGGUUGCAACCUACAGAAACAUGAUUAUUAUGGGUGACUUCAACUCUGAUUUGAGCUGCAGUAAUUUUAACGGUGAUCAGCUACGUAGACUAUGUGUUGGUUUUAAUUUGCAUAUUAUUCCCUAUCAAGUGACGCAUCACCUGGAAAAUUCUGAUACCUGGAUCGAUGUCUGUAUCGUCAAUAAUGCAGCAAUGGUCCUGUCUUCUGAGCAGUCUGCCCAACCGUUCCUGUUUGAUCAUGAUUUGAUAUCUGUUACAUGUAACUAUAAGGUAGAGCAGCAGAGAUUGAGAAGUUUCACGUAUCGGAGCUGGCACAGUAUUGACGGUAAUGUGUUGGCACGGCUGUUUGAUGGAGUCAACAUUGAAGAUAUGGAAUCACAAACGACUGUGGAUGAUACGAAUACCUGGUUUCAUCAGCAACUUCGUCGGAUUACUGACAUUACUGCUCCUGAAAGAACGAUACAUCCUCGUCGUCCCCCGGCGCCAUGGUUUACUAGUUACAUCAGGGAUCUUCAAGCUCGUCGUGACAAGCUGUACAGGAUCUUCAGGAGAAAUGGCUAUGCCUAUAAGGAGUAUGCCAGUGUGCGGCGUUUAGUGAAGCAGCGGAUAAGUGAAGCUAAAAAGUGUUACUUUGACAAUCAGUUAAGUUCGGCAAAAAAUACGCAAGCGAUGUGGAAUGAUCUACGUAGACUUGGCUUGUCGUCUGGCUACUCUGAUCUUAAUGUUGAUGUAUCUGACAUUGUGUCCCGUUGCACUGGCGAUGAUAAUGUAUACUUUAAUUUCUCAACACUUGAUGAUGUUACUGUUAAGAAGGCAAUAAUGCGACUUACUUCCAACUCUGUAGAUCCUGAUAAUUUCCCAAUUAAGGCGUAUAAAUGCUUAAUAUCGUUUGUGUUGCCAUUUGUUACAUUGCUUUUUAAUAAUUCGUUAAAUUCUGGCGUCUUUCCUAAUGAGUGGAAGUUGUUGCGUAUUGUCCCAAUACCGAAGAGAGCAAAUGCUGAGAUAUGUGCUGAUUACCGACCUAUAUCGCUGACGAGUAAUUUGUUGAAAGCACUUGAAAGAUGUGUACAUGAUCAGAUUAUUAAGUAUGUUACUGAGAACAAUUUCAUAGAUGAGUACCAGAUAGCUUUUAGGGAGGGCCUGAAUACACAGACUGCUGUAAUAAAACUCUGUGAUGAUAUUCGCUUGGCAAUAAAUGCAUCUAAAGUCACUGUAGCUGUUUUCUUUGACCUAAGUAAGGCUUUUGAUUCUCUGAGCUGUCGAUAUUUGCUUUAUGCUGAUGAUUUAGUAAUAUACUUGCCCUGCUAUCCAGAACAGAUAAAUGAAUGUGUUGCUGCCCUGAAUGCGGAAAUAGUUAAAAUUUUAGAAUGGUGCAAUAUCAAUUACCUUAAGUUAAAUGCAUCAAAGACAAAAGCUGUGAUUUUUGGUAGUAGAGUUAAAGUUAACUGUAAUAAUUGUAAGUAUACUGAUUGUAUUCGCGUAAAUGAUUGCAUUAUUCACCACGAUACGACAAUUAAGUAUCUUGACGUGUUAAUUGAUAGCACUCUCAUCUGGGAAAAUCAGGUUAUGAGUGUUUGUAAUAGGGCAAUGCGGGUUCUGGCGCAGUUGAAGAUUAAUAAUGAAAUCUUCAACGAAAAACUGCGUAUAAAGCUUGUCACCACGUUAAUAUUCCCGGUGUUUGAUUAUUGUUGUGCGGCUUACUGCAAUAUUACUAAUUACUCGCAAAUGCGAUUACAGCGCAAAAUGAAUUGCUGUGUUCGCUAG